Molecule: messenger RNA, 2735 nt
Organism: Glycine soja
Lineage: Eukaryota; Viridiplantae; Streptophyta; Magnoliopsida; Fabales; Fabaceae
Product: probable ubiquitin-like-specific protease 2B
Exons: 11
Coding region: 1-2481 (826 amino acids)
Biological process (GO): proteolysis
Molecular function (GO): cysteine-type peptidase activity
Source: RefSeq, a predicted model, not a curated record
AUGGAAGUUGUUCUUCAUCCUGAUUAUGUUGUAUAUCAGGAUAAUUAUUAUACGGGAACAAAGUUAUGCUUUUCACAAUGUUACAUCCAAAUCAGUGAUUCAACUGCAUGUGCAAAGCAAGGGGAAGGGACCUUUGAAUGGGCAGUUGAUGAUCUUAUUCAUAUCGACUGUCUUUUGUUUCCAAAAAGUGGAAUGGUAGUAAUGAAGCUCUGUGCAGUAUCAAGUAAUGCAGGUCCAUCAAUUCAUAUUAGCUGCACUUCAGAUAUUGAAGAAUUGAAGAUUGUAUUUGUUGAUGACAAUUGGUCCUUGAGACAAGAACAGAUCACAUCUCUUAAUGGGAAAUACUUGGCUAUUUGGAAUACUGUGUCCGAUUUUCAGGAGUCUUUUGAGAAAGUUGACUAUCCAAAAGGGGACCUUAAUUCUGUUUGCAUAACUAAGAGCGAUUUUGAUCUUUUAAAACCAGACACAUUCAUCAAUGACACGAUUAUUGAUUUUUACAUCCAAUAUCUGAAGAGCAAGAUACAAAAGGAGGAAAGUCACAGAUACCAUUUUUUUAAUAGUUUUUUCUUUCGGAAGCUUGUUGAUAUGGACAGAAAUCCAUCCAGUGCUUCGGAUGGAAAAGCAGCAUUUCAACGUGUUCGUAGAUGGACAAGAAAAGUUAAUUUAUUCGAAAAGGAUUAUAUUUUUAUACCUGUGAAUUUCAAGCUUCACUGGAGUUUAAUCGUGAUUUGUCAUCCUGGUGAAGUGGUUAAAUUUAAUGAUAAAGAGCCGGACAAGGCACUUAAGGUACCCUGUGUAUUGCAUAUGGAUUCUAUGAGAGGAUAUCAUAGUGAUCUGAAAAACAUUUUUCAAAGUUAUUUGUGGGAAGAAUGGAAAGAGAGGCAGAAGGAUACAUGUGGAGAAGACCUUUCAUCAAGAUUCUUGAAUAUGCAUUUUCUCUCAGUCCCGUCGCCGCAACAAGAUAACAUGUUUGAUUGUGGUCUCUUUCUACUUCACUGUAUAGAGCUCUUCCUGGAUGAAGCUCCAUUUAAUUUCAACCCCUUCAAACUAACCAAGUUCUCCAACUUUCUCAAUUUGGACUGGUUUCAUCCUGUGGAAGUUUCUCUCAAGCGACCUUUUAUCCAGAGGUUAAUCUUUGAACUUGCGGAAAACGAAAACCACAGUUUGCAUGAAGGUUUUCCCUCUGACUACAAUGAAGACCAUCGCUAUUCAGAAAAUAAUAAGAACAGAACUAACAGUCUUCGUCCUGAAGUCAAUGGGGACUCAUCACUUUCCCAUUCUGUCCAGGGAAAGCAAUUCACUCUAUUGUCAGCACCAUCCCCUUUGGAUCCUCAAUCUUUUAACCCGUCAGACAUGGUUCUUAAGGAGCAUUUUAAACCGGGGACUAUGGCUGGAACUUCGCUGGGACAUUGCCAAUCUUUGGACCAGCAAUCAUCUGAUCAUUAUCUCAAUGGUUCAAUUUUUUCAACGAAGGAUGGCACUGAUCUCAAUGAGGAGCUCAUGCAUAUAAUGGCAAAUCCCAACUUUCAGCAAGUUUCACCACAAUCAUUUUCAUUGACAUACUUAACUGGGGGUUGUGAGACGGAGAUUUCUCACGGACCAAGAAUCGGUAUACAAUCAGAGCAUGACAAGAUUGAGUCAUUUAUAGCUACACCAAGUUGUGCAUCAGGUGACUCGGACAUAGAGAUCAUUGAAAAUUUCCCAACUAGAAAUGAAACAAGAUCAUCUUAUGAAGAUGAACGAGGUGAAAACAAUAAUACAGCCAUAGAAAACUACUUUGAGCAAGUUUCAGAUAUUCCUGGUUCUCUCAUGGAAAAUUCUCAAUGGCCAAAUACAAUUUGUGUUGGCCACAACAAUGGAGAUCAACAUUUGUCUUAUAUACAGUCAGAGCACAGCAAGACUAAGCCGUCUCAAGCUACAUCAACUUGUGCAUAUGCUUCAGACGACAUAGCGAUGAUUGGAAACUUCCCAAUUAUAAAUGAAACAAGAUCACCCUAUGAAGAUGAACAAGGUGAAAAAAAUAAUACAGCCAUAGAAGACUACUUUGAGCAUUUUCCAGAAAUUCCUGAUUCUCACAUGGAAUUUUCUCAAUGGCCAAAUACAUCGACUUAUGCAUCCGCUAAUCCAGACAACAUAGCUAUCACUGAAAGUUUCCCAAUUAGAAAUGAAACAGGAUUAUCUUAUGAUGACCAAAGAGCUGAAUACAAUAAUGCAGCCAUGGAAAACUUCUUCGAGCAUCUUCCAGAAAUUCCUGAUUCUCUCGUGGAAUUUUCUCAAAGGUCAAAUCCGAUGUGUGUCAGCGACAACAAUGGAGAUCAAGGCUUGUAUUGUCAAGAGACACCAGCAAUGCAAAUGGAUCAAGUUUCUAAUGCAUUAGAUGACAAAUUCACAUGUGAUGAUGAUGAUCUUGUGAUAAUUGACAGCAUGGAACCUGAUCAUUGGAAGAAUCAACCUAUUAAAAAGAGGCGGAUGCUAAGGUGAAGUGAUGGACUACUCCUGAAAGAAUCCAAUUUGUACAUGGUUGUGUUGUCUUCAUAUAAUUUUGAAUGAUUUAUAGGUUCUGCUUUGCCAACAUUUGAAUAGUUUUGUUGUUCAACAUGACAUUUCUAUAGCUUACGGCCAUUUGGUUGGCCGAAUUCGUUCGCCCAUUCUUUUUGGCUUUCUUUCUAUAGAAAAAAUUAGAUUAUGUCAUGUAAAACAGUUUCUUAUAUGGUAAUUAUGCUUUUGCCUUUUCA